Peromyscus maniculatus bairdii (prairie deer mouse) is the source of this 2007-nucleotide messenger RNA. RefSeq names its product meiosis 1 associated protein (gene M1ap). The record is from RefSeq and is a predicted model, not a curated record. Lineage: Eukaryota; Metazoa; Chordata; Mammalia; Rodentia; Cricetidae. Gene Ontology annotation, biological process: meiosis I; male meiosis chromosome separation; spermatogenesis.
GGGGGGCGCAGCGUGGAGGAGGCGGUGCCUAAGGGCGAAGCCUCAGAGGAAGUUGACUGUGAGGAGGAGGUUCCUGUAGGGGAGGAGCCUGAACUUGAGGUUUAGAAAAAAAUAUCCGUUAUUCAAGUGGUGGCUACAGUUCCACACUGGUUUUUGGCUGCCAUGAAUCGAAGGAGAACCACUAACAGAGGGACCUCUCCUACCACGAAGAUAAGUCAUCAGCCUCCAAGGCUUCUCAUUGUGCAUAUUGCUGUACCUUCCUGGGCCAACAUCUGCCCCAACCUCUGUGAGGCCUUACAGAACUUUUUCUCCAUAGCCUGCAGUUUGAUGGGCCCCAGCCGCAUGUCUCUGUUCAGCUUGUACACAGUACAAAACCAACACGAGUGUAUCCUCCCAUUUGUGCAAGUGAGAGGGAAUUUCGUUAGGCUGCAGGCCUGCAUCUCAGAGCUGCGCAUGUUAGAGGUGGAAGGUUGUUACAGACCACAUCAUACCUUACUGCCGCUGGCUGUAGAGGAUGGGCUCCAACAGUUCAAACAACUGAGCAGAUACAUGGCCACAAGUGCUGCUCAGCCCUGCACUUCCCUGGAGAUUACUAUCCUGACUUCUCAGCCUGGAAAAGAAGUGAUCAGACACCUGGAGGAAGGGCUGAAAGACAUAAACCUGCUUAGUGUCAGAAGGCUGCAAGUGGUGGAGAUCACGAGAGACAUCCAAGAGCAUAUGGACUCACCGUCCCCCAUUGAAGAACCCAGCAGUGGUGAGAGUGCUAUCCUGGAAGCUGACAUUGUCCUUCAGAGUCUCGACAACGAUGUUGUCAGCAUGGAGAUCUUCUUCAAAGCCUGGCUGCAUAAUAGUGAAACCGACCGAGAACACAUCCAUCUUCUUCUUGCUCCACAGACCCUUCCUCCUUCUUCCAGGGCAAGAGAUAAUCCAAUAUGCCUGAAAUGUGACCUCCAAGAGCGAUUUCUCAGCCCGUCCCUGCUUCCUGGGACGGCCGAUGGCCUGUUGAGAAUAGAUGACCCCAAAGGAGACAUCAGCACACUCUACCAGAUGGCCUCCCUGUCGUCAGACUCUCCGUACAAGCUGCAAGUGAUCAAGGCUCUUAAAUCCAGUGCGAUCUGUGAGUCCCUGACCUAUGGACUCCCCUUCAUCCUCAGACCCACAAGCUGUUGGAAGCUGGACUGGGAUGAGUUGGAAACAAACCAGCAACAUUUCCAUGCUCUGUGUCACUGCCUGCUGAAAAGAGACUGGCUGCUGUUGGCCAGAGGGGAGCCCCAGAUCGCCAGACACAGCCAGAAUGUUCCCGCCAGCAGCUUCUACGUGAUCACACCAUCUCAGUCUCUCACACUGCUGGCGAAGUUGGUGGCCACGAGAGAGCUGGUGCUGCCUGGCUUCUUCCCCCUGCUCUCUGAGGACCCACCUGAAGACAGCCUAAAGAUGAUAGAGAGCACACUAGACAGCCUGGAGCUGGGGCCCACCUACAACCCCCUGCAAGUAGAGAGCCACCUGUACGCACAUCUGAGGAGCACCUAUGCCAAGCCUCAGGGGCGCCUCGGCACAAGCUGGGAGAGCCGGGGCCUUAGAAAGCACCAGCAAGGGGAGCGUCACAGAGGACAGGCUGGACAGUUGCAGACCAACAGAGUCCGAGCCACAGUGGUCCCCCUGCCCAUGGCUCCAGCCCCAGCUAGAGCUCCCAAGACGUCAGCAGCCAGCAAAGCUUCCUCAGGAACCUUCCUGCCCUCUGAUUCAGAGGAAGAGUAUCUUUCUUAGACCUAAGUCCCCAGCGCCAGGAUACAGCCAUUCCACACAGGAUGGCUGCCUGAGGGCAGAUCUACCUGCUCUCAACCUGUGCCUGGUGAGCCCAGGCUCUCCCACCUCGGUCCUCAGGGCUGCCCUUGCCCAACCCAGGGCUGAAAGCAACACACCCAGGCCUGUCUUUUGUGCAGCAGGGAUUUUCUUUCUCAUUUGGAUCAUCUGAUAGUGUUGACACAAAUAAUUAAAUGCCCAGUA